Funneliformis caledonium is the source of this 837-nucleotide messenger RNA. The record is from the annotation of a GenBank genome assembly. NCBI's taxonomy places the organism in Eukaryota, Fungi, Glomeromycota, Glomeromycetes, Glomerales, Glomeraceae.
AUGUCAACACCUUUACUUUCUAUUCCACCUCUAAAUAGCUUUUCACUUUACGAUCGCAAUUUGCUUAGUUAUGAUCACUCGAACCAGGAUGCUUUUUUUAACGAAAAGCCUGAGCGACAGUACCGAUCUGUGAUUGUAACUCUGUUUAGUAACAAAAAGACAAUGUGUUUGUUGUUUCCGACUGAUGCUCUUAUAACCGUGUUCGAUGUUAAACAAGUCGUUUAUAGACGACUUUUACUUGAACCAGAAUUUCAGUGUCUUUAUACAACGUCAGGGAAGCUUUUAAAUGAUUACGCUCUAAUAUUCGAAAACAGCAAUGAAGAUUUUAUAAAUAUUACUCUUAAAAUUCCCCUUCUUGGUGGAAAGGGUGGUUUUGGUUCUAUGCUAAGAGCACAGGGAGGUAAAAUGGCAAGCCAAAAAACUACCAAUUUUGAGGCUUGUCGUGAUUUGAAUGGGCGUAGGUUGAGGACUGUUAAUGAGGCUAGAAGACUUGCCGACCAUCUUGAACAAGAACCAGAACGUCAACGCGCUCUAAAAGAAAAAGUAAAAAAGAAAAUCGAGGAAGGCAUGCGUGAACAUCCAAUAAAAAAACAUCGCUUUGAUGACACUGAUUAUUUAAAGGCUAGCGAAGAAAUGAAGGAGAAGGUACAAAACGCAGUCGCGGAAGCACUUCAAAAGCCAACCUCAACUAAUAAAAAUUCUACUUCUGUUGGUCCUUCAAAUAAUGUUGCCGCCUCAUUAUCGUUAUGGGAUGUUGAAUUAAGUGACUCUGAUAAUGAAGGUUCUGAUGUUGAAGAAGAAAAUACUGAUACUGAUGAUAACUUGGAGAAUAUUUAA